This is a messenger RNA of Coregonus clupeaformis (lake whitefish), 1241 nucleotides long. Its product is annotated as piggyBac transposable element-derived protein 4-like. The transcript has 3 exons. Lineage: Eukaryota; Metazoa; Chordata; Actinopteri; Salmoniformes; Salmonidae. Bases 21 to 1241 code for a protein of 406 amino acids. The record is from RefSeq and is a predicted model, not a curated record.
GCGGCGGCCGCUGGAAAGCGAUGGACUCCACAGACCUGCGAGCCUACGUAGGGCUGCUCAUCCUAGCCGGCGUGUACAGGUCCCGAGGCGAAGCGGCCUCUAGUCUCUGGGACGCCGAGAGCGGAAGGACCAUUUUCCGCGCAACCAUGCCGCUCAAAGUCUUUCACGCUUACUCGAGACUCCUUCGCUUCGACGACCGCCAGACCAGAGCCGAGAGACGCGCAGCAGGCGGCGGUGACAAACUUGCGGCCGUGAGAGAGGUCUGGGACAAGUGGGUCGAGAGGCUGCCGCUCCUCUACAACCCCGGGCCCGACGUGACGGUGGACGAGCAACUGGUCCAUUUCAGAGGCCGAUGUCCUUUCCGCCAGUAUAUCCCAAGCAAGCCGGCCAAAUACGGCAUCAAGACCUGGGUGGCCUGCGACUCCAAAUCCAGCUACGCCUGGAAGAUGCAGGUCUACACCGGCAAGGCCACAUGCGGAGGCCCCGAGAAGAACCAGGGGAUGAGGGUCGUGCUCGAUUUGACGCAGGGACUCAGGGGUCACAACGUCACCUGCGACAAUUUCUUCACCUCAUACGAGCUCGCGCGCCAGCUCCUGACCAGGAACGUCACCCUGGUCGGCACAGUCAGAAAGAACAAGCCAGAGCUCCCGCAGGCGCUGCUCGCCUCAAAGGACAGGCUCCUCUUCUCCUCCAAGUUCGCCUUCACGCCCACCACCGCUCUAGUGUCCUACCUGCCAAAGAAAAACAAGAACGUCUUACUCCUGAGCACGCUGCACACCGAGGCUCACGUUAGCCGUCGCCAGGACAAGAAGCCGGCCAUCGUCCUAGACUACAACAGCAACAAGGGAGGUGUGGACAACCUAGACAAGGUGAUUGGAACCUACAGCUGCAGGAGGAUGACCGCGCGCUGGCCCCUGGUCAUCUUCCACAACAUCCUUGACGUGUCCUCUUACAACGCUUUUGUCAUAUGGCGAGAGCUCAACCCCACUUGGAUGCCUGGUAAGCGAAACAAGAGGAGGGUGUUCCUCGAGCAGCUGGGAAAGGCACUAGUGACUCCGUUCAUACAAAGAAGGGCCUGUCUCCCUCGCACCGAAGCCUCUGCGGCGCUCGUCAAAGCUGUUCAGAGGGCUACGUAUCGUGAUCAGCCCCGGCGGGAUCACGCCCCCGCAGCACCGGACCACGCACCGGCCCAAGUACCCAACCCCGCAAAACCCAGUAAGAGGAAGAGGUGUCAGCACUAA